CGAUAUUCAAAUUUUCUAAUAUAGUUCUUGCCCACUCGUCCGCCAUUGGCUAUCGGCUCACCGGCCCACCGGCCCACCGUUGUUGGCGAGAAAGACAAAUUAAUCCUCAUGCAAGAGAAGUUCUAAUUAACGUGACUACCCGCUCUGAACGAUACGAUUUCCGUCGGGUUCCACGAACAUGUCAGACGAUUCGUCGUCCGAGGACGAGAUCACGAAACGGUUACUCAAAGAUUCGAUCGACACUGAUUUAAUGACCAACGAUUUGUACAAAGGCAGCGGCAUCGGUCAGGAACCGACAGAGGAAAUAAAAAGUUCUAGUUCUGUUUCAUCUAAACCAUCUCUGCGGUAUAUACUUGAAGAUGAUGGACAUGAUCAUAAUUUUAUCAAAGUUACUCCAGAAUUUCAGGAAUUUGUUGCUAAACACUUAUGCAAACAUUUAGAAAACCAAAUAAUUGAAAAAAAAUCAAAACAAAAAACAUAUCUAAAAGAUGGUAUCGAAGAUCAUUCAAAAGGUAUUUAUUUAUUCAAGGGAUCUUCAAAAUUACUUAAUUCCAUUACUAAUGAACCUACGAUGAAUAGAAAACGACAUCAUAAAUUUACUAGUGAUGAAGUUAUAUUGCAACGUGCUUCAGAGACAGCUGUAACACCAGAAUGGAUAUUAAAGAAAGAUUCUGUUCAAGGCUGGGCCAAAAUAACAAAAGGAAAAAUUAUGAAAGUUAAAAGUAACAAAGAAGGUUCAUUUGAUAUUAUAAGUGAUGAAGUUUAGGGUUGGUUUAUUUAUUUAAGCUAAUUAUGAAUAAGUAAUGUAUUAAUAUUGUACCAUUUUUGUUUUAUUUUAUUUAUUUUUUUUUUUUUUUUGAUGGAAUUAAAGUCAUACUAAAUUUCUUUAACUAUGAGCCCAAUAUGCACAUAAUCUAAAAUAUAACCACAAAUAAUAAAUUAUUUUUACAAAUCUUGAUUUUUAAGAACACAGUUAUUUUAUAUUAAUUAAAGUUCAACUAUAAUCAACUGUAUAUUAUUCAGCCUACUUUAACAUACCUACAGUUAACCCUUCACUGCAUGCAAAGACACUGGUGUACUGUAUUGUUUAAGUGGUUAUAGUAUGAAUAACAUGGUUUUUAAUGUUAUCAAUUAUGAAAAAAAAAAAAAAACAAGAAUUUAGAUUUUUUUAUUAAUUACUCAUAAUAACACCCAUAACUAAUUAAUAAUUCACGGCUACAACGAGUUUUGUCCAGUGGAUUUUUUUGGGUUACAAGAAUUAUGCCCUGAAGAAUAAAAUAUACAGGUACCAAGAUAAGUUGUAUGGACAAAUUGAUAUAUUUUUUAA
Molecule: messenger RNA, 1327 nt
Organism: Sipha flava (yellow sugarcane aphid)
Lineage: Eukaryota; Metazoa; Arthropoda; Insecta; Hemiptera; Aphididae
Exons: 3
Coding region: 179-766 (195 amino acids)
Biological process (GO): Wnt signaling pathway
Source: RefSeq, a predicted model, not a curated record